CACACUGAGCUUUGGCUUUAAACAUAACUAGACAUCAAGAGCUUCACUGCACUCUGCUCACCUCAGACUAACUUCAGCAAAGAGAAUUAAUUGCUUUCAAGUCACAUUUAUUUUUAAUCAGAAUGGAUUAUAUUUGGAGUGCCUGGGAAUACAUUCGAUGGUUUGGAAAGCCUCCAUUAAAGCAACCAUGGAGAGAUGUGCCGUGGGGUCGCAGAAGAGAAAACCUUCAGAAGGUGAAGGACUACAAACCACAUUCAGAAGCUCAACAUCUCAGAGUUCUUCUCCAUGGACCAGCAGGCUCUGGAAAGUCCAGCUUCAUCAACUCUGUUGACAGCGCUCUGCGAGGAAAAACCACAACUCGAGCUUUGGCAGCCACUGCCUAUGAUGGCAGCUUCACCAACACAUACAAUAGUUUCAGGAUCCAGAGAGACAGGCCUGGAUCCCAUUAUCUCCUUGUCUUCAGUGACACCAUGGGUAUUGAGAGGGGCUCUGGGACAGGAGCUGAAGUGAAUGAAAUCAAACUGAUCCUGGAAGGACGCAUCAGAGAAGGAUUCAAGUUCAAUUCCGGCAGUCCACCAAGUGCUCAAUUCUACAAUGCAAAUCCCACCAUAAAUGACAAAGUUCAUGUUCUGGUUUGUGUCAUUCCUGCCUCCAUGUUAGACCUGAUGGAUGAAAGGUCAUUUCGCAAGAUAAAAGAUGUCAGGGACGACGCCAGUGAGUUAGGAAUUCCCCAAGUCGCGAUCCUCACCAAAAUUGAUGAAGCCUGUAAUGUUGUCCAAUACAAUUUGCAAUAUGUCUACAGGAGCUAUUGGCUGAAAAAGCAGAUGGAAAAAGUGAGUGUGACGACAGGAAUUCCAAUGCACUGCAUCUUCCCAGUGAGGAACUACAGCUCAGAAAUCGAAACAGAUGAUGACAUGGAUUCACUGAUACUGAGCACAAUGAGGAAGAUCAUUGACUACGGAGAAGACUUCCUGAAUGAUCAGUCUGCUGCAGGCGAUGAUGGCACUCAGGAAAUUGCCCUGAAUCAAAACAUGGAACAUGCUUGACAGCAGCGAUCAUAAAAACUGACAUUUAACCCCUGGGUUUUUACUUCUUCAGAGGUCAGACCAAAGUGUUGUCCCCUUUGAUAUCUUUUUUUCCUGUGUGUUUUUUUUUUGUAUUGAAUUAAGAUUGUGCUCUUAAUGAAGUCUCUUUUGUUCUGUUGAUAAGCACAUUCUGUUCUACCUCUAUUGUGUUCACCACACCUGGUUUCAGUGUGUGCUGUUGACAGUUCUCGGCUUUGUAGACUCACCCUUUAUUCUCAUAUUUAUGUAAUGAACUUCAGGGUUGCUGUUCAUGGCUAAUAUCAGAUGGCUUAUCAUCUUUUCCUUUUUCUCACCAUAAGUUUUCUACAUCCUGGCAUGGAAACAUAAUCCACGUCAGCCACUUUCGUUUUUAAUGAAGCCUGUUGGACCAGAUCCUCAUCUUUGUCAAAUAAACUUGUUUGAAUUGUGCC
This is a messenger RNA of Salarias fasciatus (jewelled blenny), 1495 nucleotides long. RefSeq names its product interferon-induced protein 44-like. The record is from RefSeq and is a predicted model, not a curated record. Gene Ontology annotation, biological process: immune response. The coding region runs from base 123 to 1046 and encodes 307 amino acids. The transcript has 8 exons. Lineage: Eukaryota; Metazoa; Chordata; Actinopteri; Blenniiformes; Blenniidae.